UAUAUAUAUACGCGUGCACGUGCACACACACACGCGUACACACGCACGCACACACACACACACACACAUGCACACUAACUACAACAGAAAUAAUACACCAUAAAAGACAGCUACGUCUCCUCUAUAUUUAAUUGUUUAUAAUGUGCUAUUAUUCGUAGCUUAAGUGCAAUUUUAUUUGGUUCUAUUCUAGUAUGUGUUUCUUCUUAGUUUAUGCAGCCAACUUCACUUCUGACCUGUCUGAAAGCUUUGGUAGCUUGCAAAUACAUGUAUUCUAUAUAAUUUAUCACUAUACACUGAUAUAUGUAGUAACAGAGCACGUAUGACGUAUAUCAUAUGAUCAGAAGUAGAUAAUAGGAAAUCCCUAUUAUCUACUUCUGAUAUGAUAUACGUGCUCUUUAGUAAUAUGGAGUAGCGAAAUUGGGAUUUAUAUUCUUUAUUUUAUUUUCCGAGUUGAUCAAAGUACCCGUGUCAACUGUUCUUUGCUGGCACGUGUACUCGCGUACAUACAAGUAUAUAUACAUGCACUGAUUACUGUUUAGGCCUAUAUAAUAAUAAUUGAAUAUAUAUGUAAUCUAAAACUUAACGUAGUGAGACAUCUGUGUAUAAUGUAAUUUUGUGCGUCACAUUUACAGGUUGCGCGUACAUGUUUUUGUUAAAACUGCUUGUAUUUGAAAUAAGUGCAUCAUAAUAAAAUGUAAAAAAUACUGUAAAACUUGAACUUGUUCCGAGAGAUGGCGCAUAAGCACACGCAAGAUGGACGCACCCACCAAUUCAUUUCACUCAGUGCACAUUUAGUGUAGUACUUGAGACUUAGUUGACGUUUGCAAUUGAAUUUAUAGUAUACCAAGUUGGAAGCUUUAAAUAUAAUACAUAGUGAUACAGAACCUGCGCCGACAUUCAUCUGAGAUGUCGUUACCAUGCAGUUUACACGUUCCGUGGCGGUUAGUGGCACUGUCACGUUCUUCACGAUUGCUCACCCCGUCUACACAAACACGGUUAAGAACUUGCUUGAACUAUAGAUACUGUGUCAAUUCUGUUAUUCCGUGCCAAUCGACAAUAUUGCUACAUGAAACUAGGUGUAGUCUAAUUCUGAUGCGAGAAUUUGGCAUGCAAUAUAGGGCCAGAUCAUCAAUAUUAAUUGACCAGCCACAGAGUUGUGAACUCAUGUACCAGCAGAAGUCACUGCAUGUCAGUGCUGUCCAACAAGCUGGCCACUCUAAGUGGCAAAAUAUACGACAUAUAAAGGCCACAAAGGACCAGCAGAGGUCGAAAAUAACAAGCAAGCUUGUAAUGAAGAUAAAGUCAGCAGUUCAGGAGGGAGGGAGUUCAGAUCCAGGCACAAAUCUACAACUUGCUCAUAUUAUCGAACAGUGCAAGAAAAACGACAUCCCUAACUCAACGUGGUCUGAUGCAUUGAAGAAAUCGACACAGAAGGGUAACGCCACGACCGCUAUAGUGCUGGCUGGACGCCAUACAAGUGGCGCAUUUUUUGUGCUCGAAGGUGAAGUGGAAAAUUCGAAAGCGAUGAGAGAAAAGUUCAAGGGCAUUGCAAGGAAGCAAGGUGUCAUGGCUGUCGAGACAAGCCACAUCAAGAUGGCGUUUGAGCACAAGGGCGUUAUACUAGUUGAUUCCAGCUCCAUGGCUCUGGAUGACGCUGAAAACGUAGCGAUUGAGGUGGGAGCCGAGGAUGUCUCUGAAAUACCAAAUAUGGAAUCGGAAACCGAGGGCACCACUGUCUUUCAGUUCGUCUGCGAUGCUAACGACUUCUUUGGGGUGCGUAAAGAGAUGGCCCAGCGCGCGCUGGCCAUCCAAUCAGCGCAGCUUCAGUAUGUCCCGUUGAACAAGGUGCCAGUAAGCGAUGAUGAUAUGGCUCGGCUCGCCAAGUUUGUACAUAAACUAGAGGAAAUGGAGGAGUACAUGAGCAUCACGGACAACAUUGAGUGACGUGCCAUGGCUUCCUCAGCACAUGGUUGAGCCUUCUCCAGCAACACGUCACCGACUGUUACUGGCACGUUUACUCUUGUUCUUGGCGUGUGUUCAGUUACGUAUACUAGAUUCUUCGUAAAGAAGCACAUUUGGUAUGGGAAAAAAUUAUCUCUGUUUUUAUCUAUCAGUUGUUGACCUAUUUAUGUAGAUUAGCAACUUAGAUUCUAUCUCUCUAAGAGAUGAUGAUGAAAAUUGAUUUUUUAUUAUUUUCUGUAACUUUGCUAAAGUGAACUGCUGCUAUUGAGUGGUAGUUUAUGACCUAGCUGUUAAAAAUUAUACCUGAGCUAAGUUUCAGAUAUUCAUUGUGAUGAUUUCAAGUACAAGAAACAUGCAAAUUAUAAUAAAUUAUGAUCUCAUUGACUGAUAAUAGUUAUUAGUAGUGAUGCCUCUAUGGUAUACUCCACGACAAUUUAAUAAAAAUGGGAUUUCAUCUUACUAUAAA
Messenger RNA from Priapulus caudatus, 2428 nucleotides. Its product is annotated as translational activator of cytochrome c oxidase 1-like. The record is from RefSeq and is a predicted model, not a curated record. Gene Ontology annotation, cellular component: mitochondrion. The transcript is spliced from 5 exons. NCBI's taxonomy places the organism in Eukaryota, Metazoa, Priapulida, Priapulimorpha, Priapulimorphida, Priapulidae. The coding region runs from base 907 to 1944 and encodes 345 amino acids.